Molecule: messenger RNA, 847 nt
Organism: Anguilla anguilla (European eel)
Lineage: Eukaryota; Metazoa; Chordata; Actinopteri; Anguilliformes; Anguillidae
Gene: gng8
Product: guanine nucleotide binding protein (G protein), gamma 8
Exons: 3
Coding region: 155-367 (70 amino acids)
Biological process (GO): G protein-coupled receptor signaling pathway
Cellular component (GO): heterotrimeric G-protein complex
Molecular function (GO): G-protein beta-subunit binding
Source: RefSeq, a predicted model, not a curated record
CUGCCUCCGCAGCUGUGACUUGGGGGCCAGUGAACCAGAGGAGAGCCGCGUGCGGAACAUAAGCUCCACACCUCCAUCCUCGGGACCAUCGGCUCGACCGCGGCGCGCCUCUGCUCUUUGGGCGAGUGUAACCAGGGCGUGACAGACAGCAAGGAUGUCCAACAACAUGGCCAAGAUCGCGGACGCGAGGAAGGCAGUGGAGCAACUGAAGCUGGAGGUCAACAUCGACCGGAUGAUGGUGUCUAAAGCAGCAGCUGAGCUCUUGGCAUACUGCGAGUCCCAUGCUAAAGAGGACCCACUGGUGACCCCAGUGCCCUCUUCCGAAAACCCCUUCCGCGAGAAGAGGCUCUUCUGCGUCAUUCUCUAACUGCAACAAUCAACUGUCAAUCAACAACACCAGACAUCAUUCAAAUUCCCACCAUCUUUUCUUCUUCUUCUUUUUUUCGGUCCCUCAGAGCACAGCCUAUAAAUAUUCACCUGUUUCUCAGUGAACUUUGUAUUUCCAGUUUGCUUUGUAUUUAUUGUUUGCUCAGUAUCCUAGGAACCCAUAAGUAACCUGUAAAUAAAAAUCUGUAAAUCAUAUACGCGUUAUGCUGCUUGCACACCCACAGUUCUCCGUAGCUGGAACGUAAAUGAAACAGGAUCACCGACGGUCUUAAGGGUGGGAACAUCUCCACCAUUUUGGAACCAAAAAAUGAGUCGAUGUAUAAAAUAAAUGUAUGAAUGUAAUUGUAAAUGUUGCCAACAAUACAAGAAUGUGCGUAGAAUUUUUGAAAAUAAAAGUGUACAAUAGAUGGGUGAAACAGAUGACUCAAUGACUGCAAUAAAAACCUGCUGCUUUUUUGGG